This is a messenger RNA of Chelonoidis abingdonii (Abingdon island giant tortoise), 7656 nucleotides long. It is a transcript of the gene SLC12A4, whose product is annotated as solute carrier family 12 member 4. NCBI's taxonomy places the organism in Eukaryota, Metazoa, Chordata, Testudines, Testudinidae. The record is from RefSeq and is a predicted model, not a curated record. Gene Ontology annotation, molecular function: potassium:chloride symporter activity. Gene Ontology annotation, cellular component: plasma membrane. Gene Ontology annotation, biological process: potassium ion homeostasis; potassium ion import across plasma membrane; chemical synaptic transmission.
GGACGGGGGUGGGGGUAGCAAUUUUUUGAGGGUCUAGGGGAGGCAAAUUUGUUAAUCUGGCACUGGUCUACAGUCACUCUUUGGGAGGAGGGAGCUCAGGCUCACAAACCCAGAAAGGGGGAAGCCAGAUAAACAGGAAGAAGCCCAUGGAAACAGCAGCAAGGACUGUACAGACCUUGGCUGCUUGUUAGAGGGUCCCUGGGCUGGAGCCCAGUGUAGAGGGCAGGCCUGGGUUCCCCGACCAGCCACUGGGAAGUGGUGCAGGGCAUGGAGAUGCCAGCCAGAUAACUGAUCCGACUCCGAUUUCCCUGGAAGGGGAGGACCUUAGUGGUCUGGGUGGAGGACCAAACCGCAAAGAGGAAGUUGCAGCUCUGUGAGUGAGAGGGACCUUGGGUGAGAUGGGUAGAGACCCUGCCAGAGGAGAGUGGGGCCUGGUCAGAGCUAAGCUCCAGAGUUGUGGAGGCACCACAUGCAGUCAUGGCAACCAUAAAGAAAACAGUCCUUUUCUCAACAGUUCGGAAGCUGGCAAGGGAAGUGAUUAUUAUGACAGAAACUUGGCCUUGUUUGAGGAGGAACUGGAUAUACGACCAAAGGUAUCUUCUCUGCUUGGUAAGUUGGUCAGCUACACAAAUCUCACUCAGGGAGCCAAAGAACAUGAGGAGGCGGAAAAUGCUGAAGGUUCAAAGAGGAAAGUAUCAAAAUCACCCAGCAUGGGCACGCUGAUGGGAGUGUACCUUCCAUGUAUGCAGAAUAUCUUUGGGGUUAUUCUCUUCCUUCGGUUGACAUGGAUGGUGGGAACAGCAGGAGUUCUACAGUCCUUCCUGAUAGUCUUAAUCUGCUGCUGUUGUACUAUGCUGACAGCCAUAUCAAUGAGUGCAAUAGCAACAAAUGGGGUUGUUCCAGCUGGUGGCUCCUAUUUCAUGAUCUCAAGGUCCUUAGGUCCAGAGUUUGGUGGAGCUGUGGGACUGUGCUUUUACUUGGGAACAACAUUUGCAGGAGCUAUGUACAUACUUGGUGCCAUUGAGAUUUUAUUGACAUACAUUGCACCACAAGCAGCAAUUUUUCAUUCCACUGCUGCCCAUGAUACAUCUAGUGCUACGCUGAACAACAUGCGAGUUUAUGGAACCAUAUUCCUCACCUUUAUGGCUGUGGUAGUUUUUGUAGGAGUGAAAUAUGUUAACAAAUUUGCUUCUCUCUUCUUGGCCUGUGUAAUAAUAUCCAUAUUGUCCAUUUAUGCUGGUGCUAUCAAGUCCAUCUUCGAUCCCCCUGCAUUUCCGAUUUGCAUGCUGGGUAACAGGACCCUGACAAGAGAUCAUUUUGAUGUUUGUGCCAAAACAACAAUUGUGGGCAAUAUAACUGUGGCCACCAAGCUCUGGGAACUCUUCUGUCAUACUUCUAACUUAACCACUGAUAACUGUGACAAAUAUUUUCUGCUCAACAACCUUACGGAGAUAGCAGGUAUUCCUGGAGCUGCAAGUGGCAUUUUAAAAGAUAAUCUGUGGAGCAAUUAUAUGGAGAAAGGAGAGAUACUGGAAAAAGCUGAUCAUCCAUCAGUUGAUGUACCAGGGCUGAAAAGCAAUCUUCACCUUUAUGUGUUUGCGGAUAUAGCCACUUCCUUCACAGUACUAGUUGGCAUCUUCUUCCCUUCGGUGACUGGUAUCAUGGCUGGUUCAAACAGAUCAGGAGACCUCAAAGAUGCGCAAAAAUCUAUUCCUGUUGGAACAAUUCUGGCUAUUGUCACCACGUCACUCGUCUAUUUCAGCAGUGUGUUACUAUUUGGAGCCUGCAUAGAGGGCGUUGUUCUUAGAGAUAAGUAUGGUGAUGCAGUGAACAAGAACUUAGUGGUGGGGACACUUUCUUGGCCCUCACCUUGGGUCAUUGUGAUAGGUUCAUUCUUCUCUACCUGCGGAGCAGGCUUACAGAGCCUCACUGGAGCCCCACGGCUACUGCAAGCGAUAGCCAAGGACAACAUUAUUCCUUUCCUAUGGGUUUUUGGCCAUGGGAAAGCAAAUGGUGAACCAACAUGGGCGCUUCUGCUAACAGCAUUAAUUGCUGAACUCGGAAUUCUUAUAGCUUCCCUUGACAUGGUGGCUCCAAUUCUCUCCAUGUUUUUCUUGAUGUGUUACCUCUUUGUCAAUCUGGCAUGUGCAGUACAAACACUUUUAAGAACUCCAAACUGGCGGCCCCGAUUUAAAUACUAUCAUUGGGCUUUAUCAUUUUUAGGCAUGAGUAUUUGUCUUGCAUUGAUGUUCAUUUCAUCCUGGUAUUAUGCUCUGGUGGCUAUGCUCAUUGCUGGCAUGAUUUACAAGUACAUUGAAUAUCAAGGUGCAGAGAAGGAAUGGGGCGAUGGUAUUCGGGGUCUGUCACUCAGUGCUGCCAGAUAUGCCUUGCUAAGACUGGAAGAAGGUCCUCCCCACACCAAGAACUGGAGGCCUCAAUUGCUGGUGCUUCUGAAAUUAGAUGAAGAUUUGCACGUGAAGUAUCCGAGGUUGUUAACAUUUGCUUCUCAGCUGAAAGCUGGCAAAGGUUUGACUAUCAUAGGGACAGUGAUCCAAGGGAAUUUCCUGGAGAGUUAUGGAGAGGCCCAAGCUGCUGAACAGACUAUUAAGAACAUGAUUGAAAUUGAGAAAGUGAAAGGAUUUUGUCAAGUAGUUGUAGCCACCAAGGUUCGAGAAGGAAUUGCCCACUUGAUACAGUCCUGUGGACUAGGUGGCAUGAAACACAACACUGUGGUUUUGGGAUGGCCGUAUGGCUGGAGACAAAGUGAAGAUGCGAGAGCCUGGAAAACAUUUAUAGAUACUGUGCGUUGUACAACUGCUGCCCAUCUGGCUCUGUUGGUGCCCAAAAAUGUGUCUUUCUAUCCUAGCAACCAUGAACGUUACAACGAAGGCAACAUUGAUGUGUGGUGGAUUGUGCAUGAUGGAGGCAUGUUGAUGUUGCUUCCUUUUCUACUGAAACAGCAUAAAGUCUGGAGAAAGUGCAAAAUGAGAAUUUUCACAGUAGCCCAGAUGGAUGACAACAGCAUUCAGAUGAAGAAGGACCUGGCUACUUUCCUUUAUCAACUACGAAUAGAGGCAGAGGUGGAAGUAGUAGAAAUGCAAAACAGUGAUAUUUCAGCUUAUACCUACGAGCGGACCCUAAUGAUGGAGCAGAGAUCUCAGAUGCUGAGGCAAAUGAGACUGACCAAAACCGAAAGGGAAAGAGAGGCCCAGCUGGUAAAGGACAGACACUCUAUAAUACGACUGGAAAGCCUGUAUUCGGAUGAAGAAGAUGAGGGGGAGACAGUACCUGAUAAAAUUCAGAUGACAUGGACAAAAGAGAAAUGUGACUCUGAAAAACGGAACCGGAACACUGCAGUGGAAAACUUCAGAGAACUGAUCAGUAUUAAACCGAACCAGUCAAAUGUCAGAAGAAUGCACACAGCAGUGAAGUUAAAUGAAGUAAUUGUAAAUAGAUCCCAUGAUGCCAGACUUGUUCUUCUCAACAUGCCUGGCCCUCCAAAGAACAUAGAUGGUGAUGAAAACUAUAUGGAAUUCCUGGAGGUUUUGACAGAGGGCUUGGAGAGAGUAUUACUUGUUAGAGGAGGUGGCCGUGAAGUCAUCACCAUUUACUCUUGAUUUAAUACAGCUUUCUGCACCAUCGCACAUUUACGUUCGUGAUGACAAAGGACAUUCCAGUUUUAAAUGGAGAAGAAAAUAGAUUUUCUCUCUUUCUCUCUCUCCUCCCCUCAAACAAACACAGACUUUCCAUCAUCCAUCCAGUCUCCUGAAUGACUUACUAGACUUUUCUCGCCAACCUUUACAGUACGCCAUAGAUCUUAGUACUGGUUCUAUUGGUUUUCUGUCAAGUGACACUCCAGUUGCUACAUACAUAUCUUCUGUAUUGCAGCAGUACACCAUCCAGCUGGCAACACAAGUGAAUCAUGAAUCUACAGUUUUACUCAUCUUCUGCUUUGAUGCUCUGGCAUUUGUGAAUGUAGUUUUAACACUAAACCUAUUUUUAGAAAACAGUGCUAACGAGCAGGGUUUUUAGAAACUGUAUAUAAAGUUAGGACUCGAAAGUCAGUUACUGUAACAAGAUUUUAAAACCUUUUAUAUUCGUUUAUGGGGAUAGGAUGACAUUAUAUAGUUAGUUUCUGCUGAAGUUCACCUAUAAUGCAUUUUCUAAACAAAACAGUAAGUUAUAAGAAGUGUCUGCCAACCUACAGUUUUGUGGGUUCAUGUCCAGAACUACAGUUCAAGUAUUGAAUAAGAAUUUAUACUUUAAUACAUUUAUAGAUUUAAAUAAAUUAUGUUGAUAUAGUUGAUUAUGUAUGUAGAUUGCUACAAACAGUGUGUAGCUUCUGAGACUUACAGUUCUGUGGAGGAGGCAGGUCCCUAUUUAUUUUUAUAUUUAUUUGUUAGAAACAUUGGAAACACAGAUGCAAACAGUCUAGGAGUUUCACAGAGAGGUUUCUUAAAUCAACUUCAAACCAUCAGCGGAUCGAAGAUAAGUCCUGUGCAGUUCUUCCCCAUUUAAAAUUCGUGCCGCCUAUCAUUGUAUGAUUCUGAGUAUAUUGAGAAUCUAGUACAUGGAAAUAGAGAUGCUGCAUUGCACACAGCAACGGGUUGCACUUGCACAAGUACAGAAGCUGCUUUUUUGUAGGCUUGUCUUUUACCAAGCCCAUUCAAUUAUACUUACUGUACAGAAGGAUCAUAUUUUUUCAAUAAAAUGUUGCAUCCACUUAAUUAUUAAGCAAUGUGGAGUUCUAUAUGCUGUAAUGCAAUAGCCAGUGUGCACACACCAUUCUUUCUAUUGUAUGGAAUUGGAAUUGUUCAACUACAGCUGCAUAGACUGCUAACUGUUAAAGAAAAGUUAGAAUUGACAUCCCAGCCAAAGUCUUGUCUGACAUUACCUGGUAUAUAAUACCCUAUAAUAGAUAAUUGUGUGCUAACAUAUUUAUGGGAGGAACAGAAGGGACUUUCUCUUCACCUUAACUGUUAGUGGUAGGCAUAUACGGAAGCAUUAAGGUUGAUACAUUUUUUAAUUCUGUCUAGGAUAGCAGUUGAUAUAAUCAUAUAAAUGUUUUGAUUUCUAGUAGCCGUGAGUUCCACAGACUGAUGAUACAUUGUAUUAAAAACUUACUAGUUUCCAAAUGUGUGACCCUCUAACUUCUUUCCUUCCCCUCUUCUUCUAUUGUAGAAAGAUAAUGUGCCACUUCACAUUAUGCAAGUGUUUCUUUGACUUGAUCAUAAUGACACCUAAGUGUUUUUACUGGAUGGUUACAAUUAAUACUGUACAAAAGUAUCUGUUAGUGAAAUGGCACGGGCUGGGAAUUUUUUUUAUUUAAUUAGGAGAUGCCGAUAUCUGUCCCUGUGUAUAUUGGGGUUGCUAUGGUGUGUAGCACAGUGUAACCUGGGGUGGAUAGAGAUGUCUUACCCAGUGUGGGCACAGAGGUAUCAUUAUGGAAUUAUAUCACGUAUUCUGUUUUCCUGAUCUCCUCUUCCUGUUGCAAGCACUCCUGCUCUCUCCGCUGCUAUCAGUGUAGCCCCGAUAUAAUCGGUGUGUGUAUGCCAGAACUCUGGUGAAACGAUCCAGCAUGUCAGGUCACUGACGGGUGGGUACUACAAUGAACUUCUCUUCACAUUUCCAUGCUUGUUCUUUCCCCCUUCUCAACCCCACUAAGACAAUUCACACCCUUGUUUAGGGAACUGCGUCCUUAGAGGGAAAGGACACAUGGGUCGCUCCCAGUAAAAUAUGUCUGAAAUAUGGGAUGGAGUUUUGAAGAGCACUGGCACAAUUAAGGACCCUGGGGCUUGCUCUGUACUGGAGAACUGAUUUUUUGCUUAAAAACUAACUGUACUGGAGCCCAGGCUCUGGAAGCAUGAAUCUGUGCUGUCUCAUGUGGACACCGUGUUUUAUGAAACUCACAAUGGAGCAGUAUUUUCCAUGAAGACCACUGCAGUACUCUGCUAUUGAAGCUUAGCUUGUAUAGCAAAAUGUUGAAGUUUAGACACUGAAAUCCACAGGAGGGAGCUAGAGUGCUAGUAAUUUGGAAGUUUUGUUCACUUGAAGAAACACAGUUUUUCGGAUGUUUAUAAACCAGUGCUGAGGCUCAAUUCUCAUUGAAUUUUUCAUGUUAUUUAUUUACAAAUGUGUCAGAGUACUGUAGGUACCUGGCAUGUAAUCAGAUGAAGAAACAAACCGCCCACUCAUUCAGACAAAAAUAAAUCAAGUUCCCCAUUUCUCCUAUGCAUCAUUCUAACAAUAUUUGUUUGUUUAGCAGUGCCUUGUGGUGUGCUCUGAAGGUGGACAGAUUAAAAUUACACUGGAGUAAUUAUACACUCCUCAUUUAGCCCCAUUUGUAUGAAGGUAUUGCCAAGGCUAGAUGCUUGGUUAAAUUCAGAGCUGUACUUUCAAACCAGGGGAGUGGUUGGUUUUCUGUGUUCAACAAGCACGGCACUUGCUAAAGCCAUAACAAUCUCCAAGACAAUCAUUUUCCUAAGAACUGGGCAAAAACAGCAGGCCUAAGAAGUAUCCAAGAAGAUGUCAUUCAAAGCUCAGUAAUUUUAGAGGAAACAAUGCCUGCUGCCUUAUUCCAAAUACCAGGUGCCCCCCAGCAUGAGUUUUGGUCAUGGCAGGCUGCAGCAGUUGUUACAACACAACAUGGCAGGUGCCAGGCCUGAAGACAAUCUCUCCCAAUAGCCUCUCACAUCCCAGUCUCCAGCCUCUAAUAACUGGGGUGCUGUGUUCCAUUUGUUCAACCCGAAGUGCUAAGAGAGCUGGUCCAUUUAGUUUUGGGGUUAGACUGUUCUCUGACAUCAUGCAUUUCAGGCCUCCCUUUUUUUUUUGUAGGACACAUGGCAGUCAAAGUCUGGCACACACUGGAAGCAAUGGGUCUGAGAGCCGUAGCCAAGGGUCGGCCCCCUCAUUAUCAUUAAUCUGGCGGUAUUGCAACAAAUGGCAUUGCAUUGUAGUGGUAGUAAUGCUGCAAGCUGCCCAUCCAUGAUGGCACAUUAACAACUUGGUCAAGCAUGGUCAAAUAUAUUUAGGAGGGCGUGUUGAGCAAGUAUGCUGUGGAGCCCCUGACAUUUGAUAUGGUAGCGAUUUGAUUAAUUGGAAGUGGAUGGGCAAACUGAUGCUCUGAGAGCUUGGAUUAGAUACAUUCUUUCAUGUUGCAGAAUCUAGAGGCUUAGAUAAAAAUCCAGACUUUGUGCAGCAAAUCUCACAAAACCAUACACACACACACACAAAAUAUCUGGUAUUUCUUGCUUUUCCAUUGGGCUUCAAGAAUGGACUUUCUCAGUAUCCACAUUUAGGUAUUUCUCUUCAGUGUCAGCCACCAGCAGAAACUGCAGCCAGGAGUGUGGAAAUGAAAAACAAAGUAAAUAAAGCUUUGAACACCCAAAAGUAGCUUCGUGUGAGGAUGUCUUGAUGUGUACACUCUCAGCUGGUUUGCCUACUUAUAAGUUAUUUUUGUAUGACUGAGAACAGAAAUUGGCCAUAGUCUGGCAGGACUUCAAAAUGCUAUUGGAUGACUGUCUUAAGGCAGGCUACAGAUCUACUUUUUCCUGAAGGUUUGACAGACAACAUAGGAAUAUACUGUUAGGUCGUAAGAACUAUUGGUCCUGGAAACAGUUAUACAAACUUUAAAUUAAAGACUUAAUGAGAGUAAUA